AGGAACUGCAAGAAAAGUGCUAGAAUUGUGGCUGACGUGGGUAUUUGGUGUUUUGCUUUUGGAUUUUUCUCCUGUUUACCUUAAAUUUCUCUGAUAAAACACUUAAUAUUAGUGAAAAUUGUUGUCCAAAAGAUAGUCAAGAUGUUGAAUAUUCAGACACAUAUGGACUUUGAUGGUCAAGGACGGGCAGAGAGACUGUCCAGGAUUAUUAUAACUAUCUUUGGAAUUGUCGGACUUGUGUAUGGUGGCUAUGUUCAGCAAUUCUCUCAGACAGUCUUUAUCCUGGCAGCUGGAUUUGCUGUUGCAGCCUUGCUCACAAUUCCUCCCUGGCCACUGUACCGGAGGAAACCGCUCAAUUGGCAGAAGCCACGAGGAGAUUCGUCGCAGGAAGAGGGAAAGAAGAAGAAAAAAUAAUCCAUGUUCUAAUCCUUGAAGAAUUUACUUAAUACAGAGACAAAAUGCUAAUUUGAUGAAU
Messenger RNA from Phlebotomus papatasi, 475 nucleotides. RefSeq names its product signal peptidase complex subunit 1 (gene Spase12). Gene Ontology annotation, cellular component: endoplasmic reticulum membrane; signal peptidase complex. The coding region runs from base 142 to 414 and encodes 90 amino acids. The record is from RefSeq and is a predicted model, not a curated record. The transcript has 3 exons. Gene Ontology annotation, biological process: protein targeting to ER. NCBI's taxonomy places the organism in Eukaryota, Metazoa, Arthropoda, Insecta, Diptera, Psychodidae.